Aspergillus homomorphus CBS 101889 is the source of this 2139-nucleotide messenger RNA. Its product is annotated as aromatic amino acid ammonia-lyase. Bases 34 to 2139 code for a protein of 701 amino acids. The record is from RefSeq and is a predicted model, not a curated record. The transcript is spliced from 3 exons. Gene Ontology annotation, cellular component: cytoplasm. Lineage: Eukaryota; Fungi; Ascomycota; Eurotiomycetes; Eurotiales; Aspergillaceae. Gene Ontology annotation, biological process: L-phenylalanine catabolic process. Gene Ontology annotation, molecular function: ammonia-lyase activity.
CUCCAUUUUUCUUUUUGCUCUCUGAUUCCCAUCAUGCCUCAUCUCCCUGAACCUCCCACACAUCUGGCCACAGCUCACCGCACCUGGUCGCGGUUACAGGAGCUGCGUGCCAACCCGGCUGUUGAUUUGGAUGGAAACAGCCUGGACAUUGCCUCUGUUGUCGCAGUUGCCUACCAUGGCUGUCUUCCCAAGCUCUCCUCCGACCCCUCCGUGAUUGGCGCCAUCACCGACAGUGUACGGGUAUUGAUGGACCACCUCGACCAUGGAUACUGUGUUUAUGGGGUCAACACUGGCUUUGGCGGCAGUGCCGACUCGCGUACAGAUCAGGCCUCAGCCCUGCAAGCUGCUCUACUGCAGCUCACCCAAGCCGGUGUGUUGACUGCAGCUGACAAGACCACCGGAGAUGCACGGGGGGUGGCCUCCGCUGCCGGGCCUACAGCCAUGCCUAGUCCGUGGGUGCGAGCCUCCAUUGUGGUGCGUGCCAACAGCAACGCCCGCGGCCACUCCGCCGUGACGCUCAACGUGCUCGAGGGGCUUCUGGACCUCCUGCGCCAUCGCAUCACCCCUGUCAUCCCCCUGCGUGGCUCCGUCUCCGCCUCCGGUGACCUGAUGCCUCUCUCCUACAUUGCCGGUGCCGUCGAGGGAUCGCCCGACAUCUACGUGCAGGUCGCCAACGCCGACCCCUCCAUUCCCCCCCAGGUCAUGUCUGCCCACGACGCUCUCGCCGCGGCCGGCAUCCCUCGCCGCGUCAUGGGCCCCAAGGAGGGUCUGGGUCUGGUCAACGGUACCGCCUGCUCGGCAGCCCUCGCCAGUCUGGCCCUCCACGAGUCGCACCAACUCGCCAUCACCACCCAAGCCCUCGGUGCCAUGGGCGUGGAAGCCAUGAUGGGCACCGCCGAGUCGUUCCACCCCUUCAUCUCCGCCACCCGCCCGCACCCCGGCCAGAUCGAGUGCGCGCGCAACGUGCUCGCCCUCCUCCAGGGCUCCCGUCUGGCCGUCGGCGUUCACCGCGAGAAAGACCGCAAACGCUCCGGUCUGAUCCAAGAUCGCUACGCUUGGCGCAGUGUGCCCCAAUGGGUCGGCCCGCAGCUGGAGGAUCUCCUCCUCGCCGACCGGCAACUUACCACCGAGCUCAACUCGUCCUGCGACAACCCGCUCGUCGACACGGAGAACUCAGAGAUCUACUGCGGCGCCAACUUCCAAGCAGCAGCCGUGACCUCCGCUAUGGAAAAGACCCGCCUCUCCCUCCAAAUGCUCGGCAAGAUCCUCUUUGCGCAGGCCACGGAACUCGUGGACCCGAACUACAACAACGGGCUCCCCACCAACCUAGUCGCAGACGACCCGUCCUGCUCCUUUACGAUGAAGGGCGUGGACAUCAGCAUGGCCGCGUACAUGUCCGAGCUGGCGUAUCUGGCGCACCCGGUCAGCGCGCACGUGCAGACAGCGGAGAUGCGCAACCAGGCCGUCAACUCGCUGGCGUUCAUCAGUGCACGGUACACGAUGCAGGCGGUGGAGCUGGUCAGCUUGAUGUCAGCAGCGUACUUGUACAUCGCCUGUCAGGCGCUGGACCUUCGGGCACUGCACCUGCGGUUCCUAGAGACGAUGCGCCCGCGCGUCGAGGCGCUGACGCGCACCUCGUUCGCGAGUCUCCCCGCCGACGUGCUGGAGGCGCUCAUCGAGAAGCUCCUGGCCACGCUGACUACGACCUGGGGCACGACCACCCGCGUCUCGCUGCCGGACCGCUUCGCUCAGACCGUGCAGGCCGCCAUCCCUGUCAUUGUCGACCACACUGCGUCUGUUGGCGCUGCUGGCGCCGCCGUCACUCUCGGCGACAUCACCGCCUGGAAGACGCAGGCCAUCGCCAUGCUGGGCGAUGCGUACUCCAUCACCGCUGAGACCUUCAAGCAGCGUCCGCACACUCCUGAGCUGCUCGGCGCUGGCGCCAAGGUGCUCUACACCCUGGUGCGCGAGCAGCUGGGCGUGCCCUUCCACCAGGGCUUCGUCGAGCACCCGACCCCGGGUGCCACGGAGCUGGAUGGCCGCGAGAAGAAGACAGUUGGCUCGUGGGUCAGUGUCAUCUACGAGGCUGUGCGGCGGGGGGAGCUCGUCAGCGGGUUGUUCGAGAAGGUUAUGUCUUAG